CCUGAAUUAAAGCUAUCCUCCCAUGGAAGGAAGGUUCAGAAAUUUGGGAAGCCAUCUCCUGAAACUGAAGGCUAGUCGCUGCCACAGGAUUAAGUCCUUUAAUCGAAUGUUCAGUGGACAUUGGUGAUCGGGGACUUAUAUCCGCGAUUGUGGAGAGGUGGCAUAAGAAAAUGAGUAGUUUCCAUCUUCCUGUUGGAGAGGUGACCAUAACCCUCGAUGAUGUGGCCUCUCUGCUUCAUCUUCCCAUUAUAGGCGCAUUCCACAGCUUCGAGACUCUUCAUGGCGACGAAGCGAUCUUGAUGUUGGUGGAGUUACUUGAAGUCUCUGGAGAGAAAGCUAGAGUUGAGACAGUACAAUGUCACGGGGCAUACGUACGCCUAUCGUGGCUACGAGAGAUUUAUCAAAGUAAAUGUGAGGUCGAACAUUGGACUGUAGUAGCUCGUGCUUAUUUGUUGCAUUUGUUAGGUUGCACUCUUUUUGCUAACAAGAGUGCAACAUAUGUUCAUGUGGUGUUUUUGGAUGCUUUCCGAGACUUGAGUUAGAGUGGAAGCUAGGCAUGAGGAGUUGUCGCCCUAAUGCAUAUGUAUGAUAGUUUGAAUGAUGCUUGUAAGAGCGACAACCGACAGCUUGCUGGAUACAUCACACUAUUACAUGUAAUUAUUGUCCAUUAUUGUAAUUUAAUUGUUUUUAAUAUGUUGUUAAUAUGUUUUUAAUAUGUUCAUUUGAAAUUUGUUUUAUUUUGAUCUAAUUUGUGUAGUAUUGGAUUUAUGAGCAUUUUCCCUCUAUUGCUGAGGCUUUUAUGGACCUAGACUAUGAUGAAAGGUCACCACGUGCCUACUGGUGGACUUCUACGAAGGCUUCUACAAAGUCAAUACCAGCAUCGACGUAUCGAAAGUGUCUAGAUCGACUGAUGACUACUGAUGUUUGCCGAAUGCCUUAUGGUGACCACUGUGUAGUGCGAGAGUUUGAUCUAAUUUCAUGCUUUUUAGGACAUAUCCGAUGGGUCCCAUUGUCAUCAUACACCGACCAGAGAGGGUGGUGCGGCAAUUUGGAUAUGUUCAGACCAUUCCUCCACACACUCCGGGUUCAAGGUUAUCCUUGGAAGAUAUCGAUGACAUGUGGAUGCAUUUCUCUGACUAUCUUGCACCAGUGGGGCAGAUUUGUGUUGUGCUAGGACAAUGUGCAUCAAAUUACAUCCAUUGGUUCUACAUGAUUUCGCAUCCAUUCUUGACACCGACACAGCCCGGGGGUCUAACCAAACAUCCUCCUAUGAUGCAACAUGACACAUAUGUGGAGCCAGAUAUGCCUGAGGUCCCAGUGGCACCAACAGCUAUGGAAGAAACACCUGCACAUGCCCCUUUUGAUGUGGAGCAGCCUAGACAUGCAGUGGUGGCUUGCCAAGCAAUCGCAGAAUGGUUGAAGCGUUUGCUCAACCUAAGGAUAGCCAUUGCAGGCACAAAAGUACACGAUAUCAUGGAAGACUGCUUAAGGAUUGCUAAGGGUGUCACUGCAGAGUGCAAUGUUUAUGUCAGGUUGCGACGAAGGCGGCGCACGGAUCAACCAUAGACGUCAUCCAUUUUUUAUUUUAAGUUUUAGACUGUUUAUAAUUUUCUUGUAUUUGACAACAUUUUUAUUUUACC
This is a messenger RNA of Glycine soja, 1640 nucleotides long. RefSeq lists its product as uncharacterized. The coding region runs from base 979 to 1566 and encodes 195 amino acids. The transcript has 2 exons. Lineage: Eukaryota; Viridiplantae; Streptophyta; Magnoliopsida; Fabales; Fabaceae. The record is from RefSeq and is a predicted model, not a curated record.